Messenger RNA from Marmota monax (woodchuck), 2543 nucleotides. It is a transcript of the gene Slc35a1, whose product is annotated as solute carrier family 35 member A1. NCBI's taxonomy places the organism in Eukaryota, Metazoa, Chordata, Mammalia, Rodentia, Sciuridae. Gene Ontology annotation, cellular component: Golgi membrane. The transcript is spliced from 8 exons. The record is from RefSeq and is a predicted model, not a curated record. The coding region runs from base 930 to 1772 and encodes 280 amino acids. Gene Ontology annotation, molecular function: pyrimidine nucleotide-sugar transmembrane transporter activity. Gene Ontology annotation, biological process: pyrimidine nucleotide-sugar transmembrane transport.
GCUGCAGCUUAUACUAUAGCUUUAAGAUACACGAGGACAACAGAAAAAGAACUCUACUUUUCAACCACAGCUGUGUGUAUUACAGAAGUUAUAAAGUUAUUGCUAAGUGUGGGACUUCUAGCUAAAAAUCUGCCUCGUUCUUUAAAGCUGCAUGGAUUCCAUAUAUGGGUGUACCAUAUACACCAGUCUCUGUUGGUGGACAGAAAGGGAAGUGAAACCACCUUAGGACAAAGUCAACUUUUUAUUGUUUGCUACUCACCACAAUCUAUGAAGACUAAACCUAGCAGAUGUGUAAAUGUUAACGUAUGUACACUUUGGGUGUGUCUUAGUAAUAAACCAAAUGUAUCUUAAAUCUUUGAACUACUUACCUAUAUUAAGAUCAGAGAAGAUUCUUUUACUCUUUUACAAUAUUAUCUAGAAUAAAUUAAUGGAGCUGUCAAAUACCUAUGUUACAGAUUUUCUAGAUCUAUUUUUUUCUCUUGUGGGAUUGUGUUUCACUAACUCUUUGUACAAAUGCUAUAAUGGGUUCAGGGUCAUGGGAAGUAAGAGUCGUAUGUCUCAUAUGGUGGGUAUUAUUGUCCUCAAAUUGACCACAUUAUUGAUUUUAAUUAACCACAUUAUUGAUUUUUAUACCUAGCCACUCAAAAUCUUUUAUGUGAGUUAAAUAUAUUAAACUUUGCAGAUGAUAAGAAAUUUGUAAACAAAAUUAAAAUUUCUUACCCUCACAAGUAACUUGUGCUGCCUUCAUUUUUUACAGUGCCUCGGUAAAUUAGCCCAGGAUUUUAUGCCUUCUAGUAGUUCUCAUCAGAUCAAGAGUUGGAAGAAUGAGGCCUGUUUUUGACCCAAAAAUAGGUCAGAAAGAAUUGGUUUCAGUCAGUUGAUAGUAAAUUUAGGUGGGGAGGCAUCAGUGGAAUAUCUCUGCAUUCAACAUGGAGCUUCAGGACUUCUUCAGAGAAACUGGUAGUCUGGGUAGAUUCAAGACAUCUUUAAGUGAAAACGUCUUGGGGAGCCCCAAGGAACUGAUGAAGUUAAGUGUGCCAUCGUUAGUGUAUGCCGUUCAGAACAACAUGGCUUUCCUAGCUCUUAGCAAUCUGGAUGCAGCAGUAUACCAGGUCACCUACCAAUUGAAGAUUCCCUGCACUGCUUUAUGUACUGUUUUAAUGUUAAACCGGACACUCAGCAAAUUACAAUGGAUUUCAGUUUUUAUGCUGUGUGGCGGAGUCACGCUUGUACAGUGGAAACCAGCUCAAGCUACAAAAGUGGUGGUGGAACAGAAUCCAUUAUUAGGGUUUGGUGCUAUAGCAAUUGCUGUAUUGUGCUCAGGGUUUGCAGGAGUGUAUUUUGAAAAAGUCUUAAAGAGUUCCGACACUUCCCUUUGGGUGAGAAACAUUCAAAUGUAUCUGUCAGGAAUUGUUGUGACAUUAGUUGGCGCCUACUUGUCAGAUGGAGCUGAAAUUAAAGAAAAAGGAUUUUUCUAUGGUUACACAUAUUAUGUCUGGUUUGUUAUCUUUCUUGCAAGUGUUGGAGGCCUCUAUACUUCUGUUGUGGUCAAGUACACAGACAACAUUAUGAAAGGCUUUUCUGCAGCAGCAGCCAUUGUCCUUUCUACCAUUGCUUCAGUGAUGCUGUUUGGAUUACAGAUAACACUUACCUUUGCUCUAGGUACUCUUCUUGUAUGUGUUUCCAUAUAUCUCUAUGGAUUACCUAGACAAGAUACUACAUCCAUCCAACAAGGUGAAACAGCUUCAAAAGAGAGAAUCAUUGGAGUGUGAUUUGAGCCUCAGGAGAGAUUUCUACUAUCACUAAACCAUUUGCAUUAAACUAGAGCCUUAAGUCAAUCUUGGAAGGUAGAUUAAACUGAGAACCAAUUAACGAUAUGACAUAAGAAUCAAGAAGAAAGCUAUAUGAAUGAACUGUUAAUACAGAGAUUUAACGUGAGCCUGUUUGGGUUCAAGCUGUACUGUUUAGAAUGAAGGAACUUUAUUACUGUAUAUAUAAAUGAUGUAUAUAAAAAGUAUGGAGAUGAUAUGGUAUUAAAAUCACGUGAAGCUACAAUGUUCAAGUAACAAGGUGUGGGACAAUGUUCAAGGGUUAAAGUGCCAAAGCCAUUUCUGUACUAACUGUUCUCUUGUUCAGGUAUCAGGGGAGAAGGAUGGCCCUUCCUUGUUCUCCAAUUCACAUACAAUAUUGUGUCCCAGGAGCAGUAAAGACCUAGCUCUUUAAAGAGUCAGAAACGAGACAAGCUAGUUCAGAAACAAACUUGAAUGUGUAAUGGAAUCUAUUUCAUAACUCAGACGAUGAUUCUGGGUGGUGACUGACUGAGUACUUAGUGCUGUAUUUGUGCCAUUCAUUGUCUGGUUCAUAUUUCUUUCCUCUUAGAAGGUAUACUUUUUUUCAAAAACAUUUCUAAUGUCACUUUUAUACUUUUUUUUAUAAAGUAUGGUUAAAUGUUGGGCUCUCAAUAAUUUGUUAAAUUUCAGUGUUUUUAAAAAAAUUUCUAUAAUGUUAAUUGGGAAAUUCAGCAAUAAACUUAUUUAUAUGAA